Molecule: messenger RNA, 17799 nt
Organism: Mugil cephalus (flathead mullet)
Lineage: Eukaryota; Metazoa; Chordata; Actinopteri; Mugiliformes; Mugilidae
Gene: cacna1c
Product: calcium channel, voltage-dependent, L type, alpha 1C subunit
Exons: 54
Coding region: 1793-8974 (2393 amino acids)
Biological process (GO): calcium ion import across plasma membrane
Cellular component (GO): voltage-gated calcium channel complex; membrane
Molecular function (GO): high voltage-gated calcium channel activity
Source: RefSeq, a predicted model, not a curated record
CAUCCAGAUACUUAGUAUUUCUUUUAUCUAUACAUAUAGAACUCCAUACAUCAUAAAAACAGAUGUAUCAAAUGGAAAAUUAAGCAUUUGAAUCGAUAUCUGGUUAAAAAAAAAAAUAGAUAAAAUAAGAUGCAAGCAUUCAAUAUUCAUACUUUGCAUGCAUCAGAACGUUAUCUGACACCUAAAAGCUACAGUGGAUCUCAACAAAUGAUGAAGGACGAUGCCAAAAAAUAAAAGAGCCAAGAUUUUAAAGCGAAAGAGAAAAAAAUUAUUACGAAAGGAAGUUCAAAGAGAAAAAGUGACGUCUGGAGUACAACAACACAUUCCCACACAGACAGACAUGAACAAAAAUACACACUAACAUACACUUGGCCGCAAAUGAGGUUGAUCAAGCCACAGAGGUCAACGUGUAUCAGGGGGUGGGGGUGGUGGGGGCAGACGGAGAGGGCAGAGACACGUACAUACACACAGGGCUGAGCUGAGCCUGGGAAAGUCAGGCCAGUACCAAAUAAGCAACUGACUCGUGGAGCCAGAGCCCCUUACAGCUCACUGGGGAUGUGUGACAGAGACUGGGACAGAGAUGUACAGUCCAGAGUCAGACAGCGGGAAUACAGAGAAAGAGGUGGUGUGUGUUGAAGGGGAGACGUAGAGGGAAGUCCGUCAAAAAAAGAAACAAAAAAAACAACACGUAGUUCUCGUCAGCUGCCAGGAAACGCAGGUCGGAAAAAAACACGUUUGUGAAUGAAUGAAAAAAAUGUUGAACUAAAGCGUCGGCGCUUUGAUGAGUGACCACUGACCAAAAAGAGAAGCAGAGCGAAUCAAAAACAAUCAAGUGCUUUGCCGUCUUGACUCCUGGCUGUUGAAACUCUACUUCAGCGAGAUAGAGGAAAAAGGGAGAGUAAAACAGAGAGAGAGAGAGUGUGGGGGGGGGGGCGGGAUGAGGACUCUAACCAGUAGCACUGACAAGAAAACCGGCCGUGGCCACAAGGUUAAAGUUUCACAGAAGAUGUUUGAGAGAAAAGAGAGGGAACUUCAGUCUGGACACUGAACGAGAGCGGGAGAGGGACGUUUUAAACGCAUGCCUCAGGCAAACGGACCAAGUCGACUCGACUGGAAACUCUGAACGUCCACAUGGGAAGAUAAUUUCACAAGAGCCUCCGUGACGACGCUCGGCCAAAGAGUGAACGCCGUGGCAUAGUUGUGGUAACUCUCUAUCAGGACAAUACUUUGUUUGGACUUUGCUAUUGCUUUGUGAAAAUACAGUGCACAACUAGGACAACUCAAAGAACGCCGUCUUUGUUUAGCUUCCGAACUGUUAUGAAUGCCAAAAUAAUAUCUUUAAGAAGGAGCGCUAUUGUCCGAGAUGGAUUAGAUGUGCUUUUAUGGGAGUAUUUAUCACUUUAGUGAAGAGACCUCUCUGAGUCAGUCAUGAGGAACAAUGCGGAUAUUUUUUUAGCCUGGAUUUAGUUUCUGGAAGUUCAAUCGGUGCUCUUACAGUAAAGCCAACCCAUGCUUGGAUUUAUUGUUGGAUGAGAAAAACCAGAAGGCUUUUUUUUAUACUAGGUAUGUUCCCACUGGCAUAUUGCUGCUGAACCCUGGCUCUAAAGAGGCACUGGCACAACUGGACCUGACUGAAGAACACAGUGCCGCCGGCGCAUCGCUUAAUCCUGAAGAAGAAGAAGAAGCAUCAUAUAGGGGAGGAGAGGAGGUGUUGCAUCACCGUUGUCGCCUCGUUGUCAUUGCAAUUUUUACCACAUAACUCGAUAAAUUGCAGAGACUCUUCUGAGGAACCAUGCUGAGAGGCCUAUUUCAGAGGAAACCUAAACACGAGAGGCUGGAGGAGGAACCUGACAUCAGGUUUAAAGGCUUGCUGGUGUCAGAGAGAGAGCUGGGAUAUACAUAUGUUCGACCUGGAGGCUCCGACUACUCUCCCCCUCCGCCUCUCCCCCGCCCUCCUCCCCCCGGCUUGACCAACGAGCACAGCGGCGGCAGCCAUGGCGACCGCGGCGGCGGAGGAGGAGGAGGAGGGGGCGGGGUCAACCACGGGGUGGGCGUGGUCGGCCUGGCCCCGGAGCACAUCCCCACGCCGGGGGCGGCCCUGAGCUGGCAGGCGGCCAUCGACGCCGCGCGGCAGGCGAAGCUGAUGGGCAACGCCGCGUCGGGCGGAGGGGCGGGGCUCGGGUCGGGAGGGGGCGGGCCCAUCUCUACGGCCAGCUCCACGCAAAGGAAGAGGCAACACUAUAGCUCGAAACCCAAGAAACAGACCACGACGACAGCCACGAGGCCGCCACGGGCCCUGCUCUGUCUCACGCUCAAGAACCCCAUCCGCAGGGCCUGCAUCAGCAUCGUGGAGUGGAAACCGUUUGAGAUCAUCAUCUUGAUGACCAUUUUCGCCAACUGUGUGGCCUUAGCCGUCUACAUCCCCUUCCCCGAGGAUGACUCGAAUGCCACCAACUCCAACCUGGAGCGCGUGGAGUAUCUGUUCCUCAUCAUUUUCACGGUGGAAGCGUUCCUGAAGGUAAUAGCCUACGGCCUGCUCUUCCACCCCAACGCCUACCUGAGGAACGGCUGGAAUCUGCUCGACUUCAUCAUCGUGGUCGUGGGGUUAUUCAGUGCGAUCUUGGAGCAGGCCACGAAGGUGGAGGGGGGCACUCCUAUUGGAGGGAAGGCGGCGGGCUUCGACGUGAAGGCUCUGAGAGCGUUCAGAGUACUCAGACCCCUAAGACUGGUCUCUGGAGUACCGAGUUUACAGGUGGUGUUGAACUCCAUAAUCAAAGCCAUGGUUCCUCUGCUCCACAUCGCCCUGCUGGUCCUCUUCGUCAUCAUCAUCUACGCAAUCAUCGGCCUGGAACUCUUCAUGGGCAAGAUGCACAAGACCUGCGUUCACAACCAAACAGCAACUAUGACUCAUGAACAUGAAUAUCUUUGCACCAAAGCGGAGGAAAAGCCGGCGCCCUGCGCACCCGACGGGGCUUACGGCCGGCACUGCACGCAGAACGGAACUCAGUGCAAAGUGGGAUGGGAGGGCCCGAACGAAGGCAUCACCAACUUUGACAACUUCGCCUUUGCCAUGUUAACGGUGUUCCAGUGCAUAACCAUGGAGGGCUGGACGGACGUGCUGUACUGGAUGCAGGAUGCUAUGGGCUAUGAGCUGCCGUGGGUCUAUUUUGUCUCUCUCGUGAUCUUCGGCUCUUUUUUCGUUCUCAACCUCGUUCUGGGUGUGUUGAGCGGAGAGUUUUCCAAGGAGAGAGAGAAGGCCAAGGCACGUGGUGACUUCCAGAAACUCAGAGAAAAGCAGCAACUGGAGGAAGACCUCAAGGGCUAUUUAGACUGGAUCACUCAGGCUGAAGACAUUGACCCAGAGAACGAAGAGGAGGGCAUGGACGAUGACAAACCCAGAAACCGAGUGUCUCCAGCUCACCUGGGUAAGAAGACCAGUAAGCUUGCCUGGUUCAGUCACUCUACUGACUCUCAGGACGUGAGCAUGCCAGCCAGCGAGAACGAAUCAGUCAACACAGACAACGCUCCCGGGGGAGACGUGGAGGGGGAGACUUGCUGCACCCGGCUAGCAAUUAGGAUCUCCAAAUCCAAGUUCAGUCGCUACUCCCGGAGGUGGAACAGGCUGUGCAGGAGGAAGUGCCGGGCAGCGGUCAAAUCGCAGGUUUUCUAUUGGCUGGUCAUCUUCCUGGUUUUCCUCAACACACUGACCAUCGCCUCUGAACAUCACCAGCAGCCUCAGUGGCUAACCGACGUACAAGACAUAGCCAAUAAGGUUUUACUCGCACUCUUCACGGGUGAGAUGCUGCUGAAGAUGUACAGUCUGGGCCUACAGGCGUACUUCGUUUCACUCUUCAACCGCUUCGACAGCUUCGUCGUGUGCGGAGGAAUCCUUGAGACCAUUUUGGUGGAAACAAAGAUCAUGUCUCCGCUCGGCAUCUCUGUGUUACGUUGCGUACGCUUGCUCAGAAUCUUCAAGAUAACCAGGUACUGGAACUCACUGUCCAACCUGGUGGCGUCCCUGCUGAACUCUGUCCGCUCCAUCGCUUCCCUGUUGCUCCUGCUCUUCCUCUUCAUCAUCAUCUUCUCCCUGCUGGGCAUGCAGCUCUUCGGGGGAAAAUUCAACUUUGACGAGACCCGCCGCAGCACUUUUGACAACUUUCCCCAGUCUUUGCUCACUGUGUUUCAGAUCCUAACAGGAGAGGACUGGAAUUCUGUGAUGUAUGAUGGUAUCAUGGCAUACGGUGGUCCAUCUUUUCCUGGCAUGCUGGUCUGCAUCUACUUCAUCAUCCUCUUCAUCUGCGGAAACUAUAUCCUGCUGAAUGUCUUCUUGGCCAUCGCUGUCGACAAUCUGGCGGACGCUGAGAGCCUGACAUCUGCUCAGAAAGAAGAGGAGGAGGAGAAGGAGAGGAAGAAACUGGCCAGGCUCUCCAGUCCAGAGAAGCGGCAUGAAAACGAGAAGCCGCCUCUGGAGGAAGAGAAAAAGGAGAAGAUAGAGCUGAAGUCCAUUACGUCUGAUGGAGAGACCAACACUGCUACUAAGAUCAACAUGGACGACUGCUGUGGAGAUGAGACUGAAGAGAAGAACCCGUAUCCUGCAAACGAUUACAUAGGAGACGACGACGAAGAAGAGCCAGAAAUGCCGGUCGGCCCGAGGCCACGGCCGCUCUCCGACAUCCAGCUGAAGGAGAAGGCCGUCCCCAUGCCCGAGGCCCGCGCUUUCUUCAUCUUCAGCCACACCAACAAAUUCAGGGUCCUGUGCCACAAGAUCGUCAACCACAACAUCUUCACCAACCUCAUCCUCUUCUUCAUCCUGCUCAGCAGCAUCAGCCUGGCGGCGGAAGACCCGGUCAAGAACGACUCCUUCAGGAACAAGAUGUUGGGCUAUGCAGAUCACGUCUUCACAGGACUCUUCACCAUAGAGAUUAUCCUUAAGAUGACGGCUUACGGAGCGUUCCUCCAUAAAGGUUCAUUCUGUAGAAACUAUUUCAACAUCCUGGACUUAGUGGUGGUCAGCGUGUCUCUCAUCUCCUCUGGAAUACAGUCCAGCGCAAUUAAUGUUGUGAAGAUCCUGAGAGUGCUGAGAGUGCUUAGACCACUGAGGGCCAUCAACCGAGCCAAAGGACUGAAGCAUGUAGUGCAGUGCGUGUUCGUGGCCAUCAGGACCAUCGGCAACAUUGUCAUCGUCACCACGUUGCUCCAGUUCAUGUUCGCCUGUAUCGGAGUGCAACUCUUUAAGGGGAAGUUCUUCUCUUGUUCCGACAACUCUAAACAAACUCAGCUGGAGUGCAGGGGCUCCUACAUCAUGUAUAAGGACGGUGAUGUGGGGAAGCCAGAACGAGCUCAGAGAGUGUGGGAGAACAGUGACUUUAACUUUGACGAUGUCCUGCAAGGCAUGAUGGCUCUGUUUGCUGUGUCUACCUUUGAGGGCUGGCCAGCGUUGCUGUACCGGGCCAUAGACUCUCACACCGAGGACGUCGGACCUAUCUACAACUACCGCGUCGUCAUCUCCAUUUUCUUCAUCAUCUACAUCAUCAUAAUCGCGUUUUUCAUGAUGAACAUCUUCGUCGGUUUCGUCAUCGUCACAUUUCAGGAGCAAGGGGAGCAAGAGUAUAAGAACUGUGAGCUGGACAAGAACCAGCGUCAGUGUGUCGAGUACGCCCUGAAGGCUCGUCCGCUGCGUCGCUACAUCCCCAAGAACCCGUACCAGUACAAGGUGUGGUACGUGGUCAACUCCACCUAUUUUGAGUACCUGAUGUUCACGCUCAUCCUUCUCAACACCAUCUGUCUGGCCAUGCAGCAUCAUGGGCAGACCAAAAGUUUCAAUGAUGCAAUGAACAUCCUCAACAUGCUCUUCACUGGACUGUUCACUGUAGAGAUGAUCCUUAAACUGAUUGCCUUCAAACCCAGGGGGUACUUUAGUGAUCCCUGGAAUGUGUUUGAUUUCCUCAUCGUAAUUGGCAGCAUAAUAGACGUCAUUCUCAGUGAGAUCAACCCAGCUGACUCCUCCUCGUCCUCGUCCUCCUCCUCUUCGUCCUCCUCUUCCUCCUCUUCCUCCUCUCACCCCCCUGUGGUAAGGCCAAUGGUACGCUCCGACGGUAACGUCGCCCGCCUAACUACCUCCUCCUCCACCACCACCAUCCCUCCAUUCCUCCAUCCCUCCAUCUCUCCUUCUGCUAUGCCAUCCACGGGACUGCAGAACUCUGAAGAGAACGCCAGGAUCUCCAUCACCUUCUUCCGGCUGUUCCGCGUGAUGAGGCUGGUGAAGCUGCUGUCUCGCGGGGAAGGGAUUCGGACCCUGCUGUGGACCUUCAUCAAAUCCUUCCAAGCUCUGCCCUACGUAGCUCUGCUUAUAGUGAUGCUGUUCUUCAUAUAUGCUGUCAUCGGCAUGCAGAUGUUUGGUAAGAUAGCGCUGCGGGACAACACGCAGAUCAACAGGAACAACAAUUUCCAGACAUUCCCCCAGGCAGUGCUGCUGCUCUUCAGGUGCGCGACAGGCGAGGCGUGGCAGGAGAUCAUGCUGGCGUGCUCGCCCCACCGGCCGUGCGAGAACGGCUCGACCAACGAGAACAGCACUCCCAGCGAGGACUGCGGCAGCCAGUUCGCCAUCAUCUACUUCGUUAGCUUCUACAUGCUCUGUGCCUUUCUGAUCAUCAACCUGUUUGUGGCUGUAAUCAUGGACAACUUUGACUACCUGACGCGCGAUUGGUCGAUCCUGGGGCCGCAUCAUCUUGAUGAAUUCAAGAGGAUCUGGGCAGAAUAUGACCCAGAAGCAAAGGGGAGAAUAAAGCACCUUGACGUGGUGACUCUGCUCCGGAGGAUCCAGCCUCCCCUCGGCUUCGGAAAGCUCUGUCCGCACAGGGUGGCAUGCAAGCGCCUGGUGUCGAUGAACAUGCCUCUGAACAGCGACGGGACAGUGAUGUUCAACGCCACGCUGUUCGCCCUGGUCAGAACCGCACUCAGGAUCAAGACGGAAGGCAACCUGGAGCAGGCCAACGAGGAACUGAGGGCAAUAGUGAAGAAGAUCUGGAAGCGAACCAGCAUGAAGCUCUUGGAUCAAGUAGUGCCCCCUGCUGGUGAUGAUGAAGUUACAGUCGGGAAGUUCUACGCUACCUUCCUCAUCCAGGAAUAUUUCCGCAAAUUUAAGAAAAGGAAAGAACAAGGGCUGGUGGCGAAGGUGCCGCCAAAAACUGCCCUAUCUCUGCAGGCGGGCCUGCGGACGUUGCAUGACAUCGGUCCAGAGAUUAGGAGGGCCAUCUCUGGGGAUCUGACCGUGGAGGAGGAGCUGGACAAAGGCCUGAAGGAGCCCGUGUCAGCGGCAUCCGAGGACGAUAUCUUCAGGCGCUCCGGCGGGUUGUUCGGAAACCACGUCAACUACUACAACCAGAGCGACGGCCGCGGGUCCUUCCCGCAGUCCUUCACCACCCAGCGUCCUCUGCACAUCAGCCAGAAGGGUUCGCCGUGCGAGGGCGAGAGCCCGUCCCACGAGAAGCUCAUGGACUCGACCACCUUCACCCCUUCCUCGUACUCCUCCUCCGGCUCCAACGCCAACAUCAACAACGCCAACAACACCGGCAUGGCCGGGGUGACGACCCAGGGCAUCAGUCGAUUCCCGAGCCCGUCCAUAAGCACUGUGGAUGGGCACACGGGGCAGCCACUCACCCCCAUCCUCCUGCCGAGGUCUGCAUGGUGCUUUCCUCCAAAAAGGACGUGUUUUUAUGACACCCUCAUGCGCUCGGACUCGAGCGACAGUCGCCUGCCGAUCAUCCGGAGGGGGGAAGGGUCGACGGAGGAGACGUACGAUGAGAGUUAUGGGGACGACAGGGAGUUCCCAGAGGACGACCACUCGCUCUCCUCAGACAUGCUGGUGUAUCACGAUGAAACGUGUAAGCAGCUGACUCCCAUGGAGGAAGCAGAGGAGGUGGAGGACAGAAGAGGAGGAGGAGGGUGGCAGUCUCCCAGGAGAGUCUUCCUCUGCCCCACGUCUCUGGGGAGGAGGUCGUCCUUCCAUCUGGAGUGUCUCCGGAGACAGUCAAGGCCGGACGUCUCCCAGAAGACGGCUGUACCCUUACAUCUCGUACAUCAUCAGGCGUUGGCUGUGGCAGGACUGAGUCCUCUGCUCAGAAGAAGCCAUUCGCCUACCCUCUUCAGUCGGCUGUGCUCCACGCCUCCAGCCAGUCCCACAGGCCAUUGCAGUGAUGCCUCCUACCAGCGAGUUCCCUCUCUGAGGCUAGAGGGCUCCAACUCCCAUGAAAAGCUCAAUACCAGCUUGCCCUCUGUCAACUGUGGGCCGUGGUACAGCGACAGUAAUGGGAACAGCCGGGGGACCAGCCCCACACCUAGCAUGUCAGCGUCCAGUCAGAGAGCACCGCGGCCGGUGUCGCUGACAGUGCCCUCGCUACUGGGAAAAGACUCCAGCUCGCUAUGUCAUGGCAGCGCAGGCAGUUUGGUGGAGGCGGUGCUAAUAUCAGAGGGCUUGGGCCAUUUCGCCCAGGACCCGUCCUUCAUUGAGGCGACCAAAGCCGAGUUGGCCGACGCUUGCGACAUGACCAUCGAGGAGAUGGAGCACGCCGCCAACAACAUUCUCAACGGCAACUCCCCCACGAACGCCACGUCCAGCGCCGCCGCCGCCCCUCAGCACAACCCUAACGGCAACCUCCUCCCCUUCCACACGGCGGCGGCGGCGGCGGCAGCAGCGGCAGCGGCAGCAGUAACGCACAGGGACCGAGCGGUCAGCUCGAGUCCUAGCGAAGGCGGCGGAGAGGCGGGAGGGAGCAGGGGCUCCGUCCACGGGCCGUCCUCUAUAGAGGAGCGGCAGGAGCUGCUAGCCAGGGGGAGGGAACGAGAGGAGGAGGAGGAAGAGGCGGGAGGGAGGGAAGAGGGGCACCACAGAAGCUCGGUUGUGAUCGGAGGAGCGCGACAGAGGAACAGCGGGCUGUUGGAGGACGAGGAUAUGGAGUGCGUGACAAGCUUGUAGGAGUCGGCUCGACGGGUUCAUCGGCCCAACUGGCCUCUCUGACAUCAGACUGACGCUGGUCAGUGCUGGCUAACGGUGUCGCGGCUGGCUCUGUCUGUCCCCAACCUUCACAAACACACACAUACACAGACACACACACACACACUGUCGCUCUGGACAGUGGCGGCCAGUGAUGCAACCUUAAACACCUGGUUUCUAUGAGUUAGUAUGUGUGUGAAUGUUUGUAGUAAAGUAUAAGACACUAUAUGCUCGUGCGUGUGCGUGUCUGCCUGGGCUAUGAUUUUCUCUAUUUGUAUGUACGUGUGUGUGUGUGUGUGUGUGUUCUCCACACGUGUCUGAGUGUGUCUCUAAAGUGCCUCACAGUUUUAUCAUGUCCUCAACGUGUGAAGAGCAGAAUAGUAGAGACAAGCAAAAAAAAAGGAACGAAGGGAAGGCAGACCACAGAGGCGGGAAGCCUCGUCACGGGACGUCCUGCAGACAACAUAGUGUGUCUAAUGUUUUCAUUUUCUAUGCCUACUUUGCUGUUGUGUUACUGUUGUUUGUCUGGCCGCCAUGACGCCAGGUCGGGGACAGCAGACCAGCUGGUGGAGGGGUCAGUUAUGGAUUACAAUCUGACCGCACCCACUCGAGGUCAAAGGUCAACUCCUCCUUCUCGGUUAACUGAUGAUGAAGCGCUGUAUUGAGUAAAACAGGGGCCAGAAAAACCCCUGUUUAAAAUCUCACUUCUCCUCCUCUUCCAAAGCUAAGGAACCUUGGAGCACAGCCCUGCCAGCCUGGGGGUGGGAGUAAGGUGACACACCACCUCCAGAAAACGGGGGGGAAGGAUUUGAGGGACUGCUAUAGGGGGCCACCGACGGAGAGACACUCUGGCCAGGAGGAGGCUAGCCAGCUCUUUUUUUUUUUCUUUUUUUUUUCCCGCUGGUCAGUAAGACGUCAGCGAGAGACGAACUCACCACGUCUGCCACCUUGAUCUGGCUUCGCCUCCUUUUCCUCAUUUGGCCACACCCACUUGCUGCCCCCAAAACAGGAAAUGGGAGGAGCAUUUGGUGGCUAACCAGACACAGCGAGCUCCCUUUUUCUGCCUCAUACCUCGCCUCUCCUCACUCCUUCCUCUAUCCUUCCUCCCUCCUCUUUGGUUAUUUUACCAUCUGGCUCCCUCCGUCACUUUGUUGUUUUUUUUCUUAUUUUUUCCUUCUUUUUUUUUGGCUUUUCCAGCCCUCGGGGAGGUGUGUUUUUUGUCGAACGGGGCCACGGAGAUGGCGGGGCGGAGGCCAGAACCAGAACGGGAGUGACCGAUUGAACAGAAAACAGACUCUGGGCAUGGAUCCGACGCAGGGUCUGCCGUCAAUCAGCCUCACUUCCUUCUCCGAGGCCCUCCUCUUCCUCUCAGCGUGGGAUCCUAUUGGAUUUGCUGCCACACACUCUUUCUACAGACCACGCCCACUAUGUAUUUAACAGUUCAAUAUUGUGCAAAACUGGCUAGCCAUGACUAUUUUUGUUUUCUAUUCAUGCUGUUAUUGGUUUAAUUUAUCCUUGAUUCGUUUGCACAAUCGGGGUGCUGGUCUUAUAAAUGUAUUUUUUGCUCAGUUUAUUUUAGGAGAACUUUAAGAGGUUUUAAGUAUUGAAGCAGGGCGUAGUGUUUGCGUACGAGUGCGUAACUAAAUUUGUGCGUGCGGAUGAGCGUUUUAGUACAGGACGUGUGUGUGUGUGUGGGUGCGUGCGUGUGGGUUUGUAUGUGAGAUAGCGUGUGUAACUAAAAGGGGGGUCUUUCUCUCUAUCAGUAUGCACCUUUUACAGAUUGUAUCUAUUUAUUUAUUUAUUUUUCCCAGAAGAGAAAAAAAUGUGCGAGCGAAUGUGCGUGUGCGUCCGAGUGGUUACUUACGUAUUCUAAAAAGCUGAUUCUAAGCCUAGACAGUAAAUUAAGGUAGCAUUACAAGUAUGGUGUUUGUGUGUAUGUGUGUGUGUGUGUGUGUGUGUGUGUGUAUGAGUGUGACAAUGGGCCUCCUUAACACAGGGUUACCAUGGACAGGCAUGCUUCCAAAGCUUUGCGAUUUCUUUAGCACGGUUUUUACUUUUUAGCCAAGCUGCAGAGUCGGAAGUCGCUCUGCAUUUGAAGAAUUAGUCAUCUUACUUUGCUUUAUUUCCCUGUUUAGAGGUAGUCAGGUGUGCAGCGAGGUCAGAGAGAAGGUCAGAGUUUCGGAGUUGCAGCUCGGCCGUGAGGUAAGGAGCCUUUCUUUGGCGGUUGCUGCUUCUCUGAUUUUCGAGGUGGAGUGGAAUUCGUGAACCCUGACGAUCGCUCGGCUGCGACACACACGUCACAUCAUGUCAUCGUUUAGUACUCCAAAUGAACUCUUAUUAGGGCUGGUGUACAGAUGCUGCAAGACUUCUGAAUCACAUCUCUUUGUCUGAGGCUCAUAUCACAAGCCUAUUGAACUAAUUUCCUGCCUGUGAUAUCAUUUCUAAUUGGAUAUAAAAAAACCGUCCGCUCUGAGGGGAAGUUGCGUCCUGGACGAUAUAUCUAGUAGGCUUUUCUUUUGUGUCUCGGAAAGUAGUUUAGUUCCUUGAUUAUAGUUUCACUUGAGAUAAGGUUCGGCCAUAACCAGGUAUGGUAAUCAAGCCUCAGUACAUCACAUAGGGCACAGGUCUCACUUUGAUACUGUAACUUCUCCAGAAAAAACAAAAAAAAAAACAAAAAAAAACAUUCCUGACAACUUUAUCACUGUUACCAGUCGCUACUUUUAUUAUUAUUAUUAUUAUUAUUAUUAGUAGUAUGUCGCCAGCUUUAUAGUACUUAAAGCAAUUAAACUCUCCAAAAUGUUACAACUACCACUAUAAACAUCGUUCUGAAUUUGGAUAUAUUCUAUAAAUUAUGUCUAAAAAUCUGUUGAGCGCCCCGCGCGUGGACACUCUCGCAUUUCUUUGGUUCACUGUUAAAGACUUACUGUUAACUCCUUCAUGUUUUAGCAGAGCAGGUUUGUGGCAGGGAAGGGUACGCAUGAACACACUGCCAUACACUGCAUCCUGUGCCAGUAACAGACUCCUGUCAUUAUUAUGCAAUCUUAAAUGUGAAUGUUGAAUUAUGUUUCCAGUGGCGUCGUCGUCGUCUCGUGGUUAGGUUCAUACUGCAAACUCCCUAGACGCAUCUUUCCGGGAUCCAUUUAUACAUGAUUAUGAUUCAGUUAUAUUCUAACACUGAACUAGAUCUAUUCUUUAUCAAAUAACAUGAACUGAGAGGGCAGGUUGUGGCUAGCGGUGGCAUCAGUUUCACUAUAAGAAGUUUUUUAGUCAAAGGUCUAAACGUUAAGGUCUAAAGAUUUGGAUAUAUUCAAGGGUGCUAAUAUUUGGGCUAAACUUCAAAUGAUCUGUAUUUAAAAGGCAGUAUGGAGUUUCUAUUGGUUAUUUAGGCUGAUUUCCGUGAUCCACACAAAAAAUGCUAAAUGACAAACGCAACGAGCAGGCGCCUCAGUUGUAGUUUUUUUUAUCCAUAUCUAAGCUGCUACAGUGGAGCCAGUCAGCACGUCUGCUGGCUACCAACCGUUUUAUCUGCCAGUAUACCAACCGCCAUGAAUGUUAGUCUCUCAAAGCAGAUUAGAAGCCGUGUAAUGCAAAACAGCAGUUACCUGGAGCGCUGGGCCAAAUUAAAAUGAAGGUAUUAAAAAAUCCAAUUUACGCAUAACAGAUGUUUUCCAUUUUAAUCUUCCGUGGACUAUACAUAAACUACAAGUCAAAUCCUAUACUUUUAUAAAAAAAAAAACAUACCAAUCCAAUCCAGAAAUCUUAUAAGGUGAGAGAUUCUAAGAUAUGUGGUGCCCCCGUGUGGAUUGGAGCAGCAUUGCAGUCCUUUUUUUUUUGUCUGUUUUUAUAUUUCUGUUAUAUAUAUAUAGGUAAGCAUGGACUAUGGGGUGUUGUGUUGCAGUAUAAAGGUAUGAGUGGGUGUAUUCCUGCAACCCACAAGAUAUGCAAAAACAAUGCAAUAACUAUGACUGUAUACAAGGUUCCCGAAGUAAAUAUAAAAACUUGUGAAAGUGGAAAAAAAAGCUAAAAUAUAUCAGUAUCAUGAAGAUGUAUUAUUUUCUGUUUGUUGGAUUUUUAAGUAAACUCAGCGGUUUCCAUGCCAGAAAAACCUAACAUACUUGAAAAUCAGGUACAUUGCAGUGCAGUAUAGUACAGAUGUAUUUAUUUAUCUUUCUCGUGCCGGGGCGUCGGUCGAACGUAUUGCAGCGGUGGCUUUAAAGUGCAGGAGGUGAAAACCCAGCUGACUUCAUCUCCCCGAUUCAAUACCUUUUGACCACAUCCUGUCUGCUUGUUUAUUUCCGGUUACGGUUCUAUAAAUGGAUUGAGGUCCGUGGGUGUACCAUCAGUAUUGCAUGAGGUUCACACGUUGACAUUUUGAGCGUUCCCGGUUUUUGCCGUCGUUUUGUUUCCGAUCAGGUUGAGUAUCAUAUGACCAGAGUAGCUUUUUUUCUAUUUAGUGUACAUACAGUGAUUAAAGUCGGUUAUUUCUUCUCUAGAUUUCGAAAGGACGGCGGCGGGAUGGCAUUUUGCAUAUCUUGUGUCUUUACGGGCUCUUUAGUUUAUUUUCAGGUUCUUAACCCAGAGAAGGAAGGAGGUGUGAACGUGAAACUUGACGCUGUGUUUAUUCCAGAGUUCAGACUAAAAUAAGAAGUGUUGCCAUAGUCUCUUGUCAGUUUGUCUCUGAUUGAUGACGUGUAGAUGGACCAGUGAGAAUAAUUCCCAUGAGAAGGACCAACUUACCCUUAAUUACUAGACACAUGCAGGGGGUACACAACACACACACACUAUAACUUAUCGUUGUAUUCAAGCGUUACCUAAAGCUGAUUCCAUGCUGAUUAUGAGAAGGUAGAGAUCCUCCAGGUAACCUUUAUCUUGGGUGAACUAAGUUUACUAGUCACAUUAUCCAGAUUGUAGUGUACUGUGUGUGUGUAGCUGUGAUCUCUGCCUCUGUAUACUGUUAUCUGGCUCGUGAGCUGCAGAUGCGUACGCUACCUCCCCGGAUCUCUCCGCACACGGCCCUCUGCCACAAAGCCUGCAGUUUAAAUUAAUCCCUCCAAGUGAAAGCAGAGACCGAGAGAGUAAAGACAAUCCAGUGUUGUAAGGAUGUAGAUCUUUUUUGGGGGGGAGGUGGGAGCGAGGGAGUGGGUGGUGAUUGUAGACUUUUAUUUCCUCAUGUUUGGAUUUCAGGGUGCUCUAAGUUCCGACACGGUGAAUUAUGUAUCCAAGUGAAGUUUUAUGUGCAUGGGAGAUAUAAAGUACUGGUCCUUACGUGAACGAUGAUAUCCUUUGUCUCACCACUAGCCAACGAUUGUAUAUUUUUAUAUACCAUAUAUAGCUAAGAUAUAUAUGAAUAUAUAAUAUUUAACCACCAAAAUGUUAGAGUACGGAGCGGGCAGGACACAUGUUUGGGAAUGUAGUUAGUGAAAUAUUGGAAAUGUGUUGUAUAAGCCUACUGACAGAGGGUCAGUAUGAAUUUAUUGAAUUAAAAGUCCCACUUUAUUCACUGUAUUAUUAACCAAAAGGAACCAGCAGGGAAGUUGUAAUUACUAAAGAAAAGGUCGGAUGAAAUAUACUCCAGUGGGUCUCAUAGCGAGCUUGAGGGGUUUUCCACAUUGUUGAGCUUUUCAGUCGACGCAGAUAAUGAAGAUCCUUUUUUAAGUUUCACUACAGCCAAAAUCUAUUAAUCAACUCAUGCCGUGACUCCGUGAAAUAAGAAGGUCUUUGUUCGAAGGAUGCAGGGAACUUUCCAGACAGACAGGUCCUAAAUCUCUUGUCUUUGCUCGUGUUUGUUCCGUGUUUUGUAAAAGAGGUCUGAAACAUGUCAAUCUACCAGCAACCUGCCAGUGCAGGCCGGCGACUGGUCAUACUCCUACUGUAGCACUGAGGGACGCGUCUCUCUAAAACUAGUCCUGCAUCAGCAAAACACACACACACACACAUAUAUAAAUAUACAUACACUGCAACUAGCAACUAAAGACAGAACCAAAAAAAUCCACAUACCGAGGAUUUCUCUAAGUUUUGAGCCAUUAAAAUCGUGUAGCUUCUACUUUUUUUUUUCUUCUUCCAAGAAAAGUAUUUGGAGGACUUGAACUAAAUGUGUGUGGAAAAGUGAAUUCAUCUGCAUUGUUUGCAGAGUUAAGAAGUAGUAGUUAAGCAUCCGGCCGGCUGCCAAUGUGUUUUUCCUCUUUAUGCAGAAACAGGUUGGAUUUAGUCUGGAAAUAAAUUGUUAUCACAGUGUCUUGUGGUAAAUCUGACCCAACCUUGUCAUAUUCUGCGUUAUAUCUCGACGCUGACGAGCCACAAAGCGCUCCGAAAUAAAAACGUACUCUAACAAAAACACACAAAGAGAGGGAAGGAGCAGAAGCUCGCUCAGAUCUCACCACGCGACAAAACGCGCUUUAUUUUCUCGUGAAGUGUCUCCCGCUCAUCGCUCGAUCGUGACAAAGACUAUUUUAAGAUGACUAUUUUGAAUAUAGAUUGUUUUAUUUUCUAGGGUAAAAUUAGCGGAGCCUGUUGCCGUGUAAUUGAAUCUGAUUAAAACAUCGGUCCUUCUUUUCUGGAGAAACCAGAGGGUUGUCUCUCGUUUUAUUCCGUUGUUGUACAGAUGUUCUUUUGAAGCCGAUGCUGCUGAAAGAAGACAGAAAGUUAAAGAGGGAUUAUAUUAUUAAAUACAAGUUUAUAUCACAUGCAUCUUCUAUUUUAUAUAUUAAAUAAUAGAAACAUUAUAUCUAACUUAUAAGAUAUUUGAAUGGGAGUUUGGAGCAGGAUGCUGCGGUUUGUAGGACGAUUAAAAGAACCAUUUGUUUUAAACCAACUCUACAUAUGCUGGCUUUUUCUAUAGUACGACAAAUAUUUUACCCAUUUUGCCAUCAAGUAGAGGCUCCCAUUAGGUUUAGAAAUAACCACUGGUAAGUUUCCUUUGUGUGUAAAUUUGUCUGUUUGUUGCUUGUGCAAAGGUGUGACUUCACGGAGAAACAUCAGGAUUACAAUUCCGAUCACAGCGGUGCAUUCAUUUAAAAAGGAAAUUUCACUCUGGAUGGAUUAUCUGUGAUUGACGGUACAGGAAGUAGACUGGGAGGACGUUUCUAGUGAGUAAACGCAGAAUAUUCGCAGCAAAAUUGGACGAAAUGACGGCUAUGAAGUUUAUUUAAUCCAGAAUAGUUACAGAAACCAUCUUUUAUGAGAUGGAAAAGCAAAUUAAUUGGGAAAUUUAUUCCAGUGUCUCGAAAUAAUUUGGGAAAAAAACACCCGCGGGAGCACAUAGUAACACUCAAACAGAAGACGUUUUUUCCUCACAGGACCCUCAACCUGCUGCAUGUUCGCCAGUUUGAUUUGUUCCAGAGGUUAGAGGAAGUUAAAAACAACCCGUUUUUUUCCCCCUGGGGGAGCUAAUGAGCCCCCAAACUGAACCCAAUAGAUGAGAUUUGCUUGCCCUGUAGUCCUAGAAAUAACAUAGAGUAGUUCCUCAUUGUGUAGCAGCACCUUCAGCAGCACCUUUUAUGUGAAUACUUAGGACGACUGUUUUGACCUCGAAGGCCUCGCGUGGUUUAUCCCUCAUUCUUUUCUCAUGCGUACGCUUAUUUGAAUUUCGUAGAAAUCCCUGUCUGAGCAUAAAGAAUGCCACGAGGAGAGUUUCCUGUUUGGAACGGUGACGUUCUUUGGCUCGAGAGGUGUGACGUCAGCUUUACGGCGUCACUCAACCGUGGAUGUCUCUGCCCGCGUUUGUUUGUUCAACAUCGCACCACGAAUGCUAAAAAAAAGCCCUCCCUUUGAAUGUAGGACGUCGCGAUGCUCUUCCUUAAUUUGGUUAACAUUUGGACAGAUGUUUAAUGGGAGGCGAUGUGUAUGCUCUGACCACGGGGGACUUUAAAAGGUGUGCUUUUUACUCUUUGUCGACACAUUCGACCUCUGCCGGCGUCGAUUCAGCUUGGCUUGUAAGUUAACUCUUUGGGCCUUCGACAGGACUGAGCUGUUUGUAUGUUUUCUUUUCUUUUUAUUUUUUUGUUCUUUUCCGUCAGAGCGAAGUCGAUUAUCGAUUCAUUUCUGGAGAGAGGUGUUGUUCACCGAGACCAAUUUGUUGUUAAUAUUAGUAGUGACGCUACUGUUAAAUGUAGUAUUUAAUAACAGCACUAUUUAUGGUCAGAAAAAAAAAAUGAACUAGAGUAUGUUCUUGUGCUUGCGGUAGCUGUGGAGGCAGGUGGCCGUUUUGUAACUGAGUUCUUUAACAUAAGCCACUCCCCCCUCGCGAACAUGCGAGGGAUUUCAUUGGUUCUGAGGUUGCUAAGUGACACUGGCCCAACAUCAUUUGUCUCCUCGGUGACGACUGCACGGUCUCACAGUUGACUCACCCCUUUUCUUCUUCUUCUUCUUCUUCUUCUUCUGCUUCUCUUUUUUUCGAAAGAAGAGUUCUUUGAUUUUGUUUUCAUUUUUUCUUUUUUUGUUCACUCAUUUCAUUUUAGAUUUUAGGAAGGGAAAGAAUACAAAUGAAAUAAAUCAGAAUAUUAAUUCAAUCACUUUUUCUACUCCUAUUUUCAAUAAAAAGUGAAAUGAAAAACCCAACAAAAAGUUGAUUUGUAAAUAAGUAAUGUACAGUUUGUAUCUGUAACUUGUCAGUCUGUCAUUGGUGACAGAGUCUGUCUUGCUUAUAACGCACGCUACCAGUAAAUAAAAAAAGGAAAAAGUAUAUUUAGACUGUAUGGUCCCUUGAAAGCAAGUUUUAAAUUAAUAUCUGAUGUAUAUUCCUGUAACAUUGCAUUUUUAUCUGAGGAAUGAUGUUAUUAAAAAAUUGCAAAUAAAUUGCAUUUCCUACA